CAUGAAAAUUCUUCCAUCUCUCAAUCUGAAUUCUCAAUCCUCUCACCUCUAUCCACAACGUCAUCACCAUGCCCCUGUUUCUUCUCUCGAGCUUUAGGAUAAAUCUCCAAAGUGACCAACGCAAAAUCAUAAUCUAGCAAGAUAUAUAGAUAGAGAGACAAUUAAGCGUGUUUUGUGUCCGAGAGAAAGAGAAAAUGGGGACUGGUGUAUCGAGGAAUCUCGACAGUGGCUCUAAUGGCGGCGAGGAGAUAGACGAUGAUAGUUUAGACCAUGCAGGUGGACAGCUUUACGUAUCUUUGAAAAUGGAAAACUAUAAACUCAAAGGCGAGGUUGUCCCUCAUGUCUACGGCUCAGUUCCGCUCGUCGGUUCUUGGGACUGUUCCAAAGCUCUUGCAAUGGAGCGAGAAUCAGCCUCAAUGUGGGAGUUGAGCUUUGUAGUUCCCCCUAAUCAUGAAACGUUGGAUUUCAAAUUCCUUUUGAAGCCCAAGUACAGCAGCUCGCCUUACAUAGUUGAGGAAGGCUCCAAUAGGGUGUUAACAGGGGGAACCUUGCAGGGGGAUGCAAGACCCGCUCUCUUCAGGUUGAGCACAGACGUUGUCGUUGAAUAUCAGGUGUUCAUUAAGGCGGACCGAGUUUCUCCUUUUGAUCUUGCAGCAAGUUGGAGGGCAUAUCAGGAAAAUCUACAGCCUUCCACUGUUAGGGGAAUCCCUGAUGUCAGUAUAAAUUCGGCACCAGAUUCGGGGACUGAGAGUGGCUCUUCAGUGGGAUUGGAACUGGAUCUUGAACAUUAUGUUGUCCCAGCGCCUGCAACCUCUGUCAACUCGGCUCUAGUUUAUGCUGCGAACAUGACAGAAACUCCUAGGUCUCUAACCAGAGGCGGGGAAUUCUCCAAGAAAGAUGGCCCAGACAAUGCUUCAUAUUACCAAAAGGAUGGUACUGUUUCCACUGAUUGGCCUACGAGUACCAAGGAGACGGAGGUCAUGGUACCAGAUACCAAGGUCUAUUCCAGUCCAGGAAUGUCUGAGUCAAAAUCUGUGGGAACUAUUGCACCUCUACAUAAGCAAGAUGGCCACAGAGGUCUUUUGGUAGAUAGAGGUGUCGGAUCUCCUAGACUAGCCAAAUCUUCUAGUGCUGCUAAUUUUAGCAUUGAUCUGAAUUUGGAUUCAGAAGCCAAGAGUGCUAUGCCAGCAGCUGCUGGAGCUGUUGCUGCUGCAGCUGUCGCUGAUCAAAUGCUUGGACCAAAAGAGGAUAGACAUCUUGCAAUUGUCUUGGUUGGUUUGCCAGCUCGUGGAAAGACUUUCACUGCAGCUAAACUCACAAGAUAUCUUCGGUGGUUGGGUCAUGACACCAAGCAUUUCAAUGUUGGGAAGUAUCGUCGCCUCAAGCAUGGAACUAAUCAGUCUGCUGACUUUUUUCGAGCUGACAAUCCAGAAGGCAUGGAAGCAAGGAAUGAGGUAGCUGCCCUCGCUAUGGAUGAUAUGAUUGCGUGGAUGCAAGAAGGUGGACAGGUGGGUAUAUUUGAUGCAACAAACAGUACAAGGCAAAGACGAAAUAUGCUUAUGGUAAUGGCUGCAGGAAAAUGCAAGAUUAUUUUCUUGGAGACACUUUGCAAUGAUCAUCGCCUAAUAGAGAGAAAUAUACGUUUGAAAAUUCAGCAAAGCCCUGACUAUGCAGAAGAGCCAGAUUAUGAAGCUGGAUACCAAGAUUUCAAAAAAAGACUUGAUAAUUAUGAAAAAGUUUACGAGCCAGUAGAAGAGGGAUCAUAUAUCAAAAUGAUCGAUAAGGUUAGCGGCCACGGUGGGCAAAUACAAGUAAACAAUAUCAGUGGCUAUCUUCCUGGACGGAUUGUUUUUUUCUUGGUGAACACACAUCUUACACCUCGGCCAAUUCUACUAACAAGGCAUGGGGAGAGUCGGGAUAAUGUUAGAGGCAGAAUUGGGGGUGAUUCUGGUUUGAGUGAUACAGGAGAGAUAUAUGCUAAGAAACUUUCAAACUUUGUGGAGAAGCGACUGAAAAGUGAACGUGCUGCUUCUAUAUGGACCAGCACAUUGCAAAGAACAAUUAUAUCUGCCAGUCCUAUUGUUGGGUUUCCAAAGAUACAAUGGCGUGCACUUGAUGAGAUAAAUGCUGGUGUAUGUGAUGGAAUGACGUAUGAAGAGAUAAAGAAGAACAUGGCGGAGGAAUACGAGUCGAGGAAGAAGGACAAGUUGAGAUAUCGAUAUCCUCGCGGAGAAUCUUAUCUUGAUGUUAUCCAAAGGUUGGAGCCUGUAAUUAUUGAGCUAGAACGGCAGCGUGCACCCGUUGUAGUGAUAUCCCAUCAGGCGGUGCUGAGAGCAUUAUACGCUUAUUUUGCUGACCGCCCAUUGAAGGAGAUUCCACACAUUGAGAUGCCACUCCACACCAUUAUAGAGAUCCAAAUGGGAGUUAGUGGCGUGCAAGAGAAAAGAUACAAGCUGAUGGAUUGAAUUUUAAUUAUUUUUUUUGCUUUGGGUUGUAAGUCGUCACUAUCUCAAAAAAUCCUUGUACGAUUCAGUUUUUAUAACAAGUUUACAUAAAUGAGAUGAUGUACAGUAAACUACUACAAUGUCAUCAAUUUCUUAGAACUAAUGUAUGAAAAAUACUUGUAUAACAUCAAUUUUCUAUGAACUGUAUGGCAUGAGAAGCUUUGCAUC
Messenger RNA from Impatiens glandulifera, 2672 nucleotides. RefSeq names its product 6-phosphofructo-2-kinase/fructose-2,6-bisphosphatase. Gene Ontology annotation, biological process: fructose metabolic process; fructose 2,6-bisphosphate metabolic process. Gene Ontology annotation, cellular component: cytosol. Lineage: Eukaryota; Viridiplantae; Streptophyta; Magnoliopsida; Ericales; Balsaminaceae. The transcript is spliced from 23 exons. Gene Ontology annotation, molecular function: 6-phosphofructo-2-kinase activity; ATP binding; fructose-2,6-bisphosphate 2-phosphatase activity. The record is from RefSeq and is a predicted model, not a curated record. The coding region runs from base 195 to 2465 and encodes 756 amino acids.